AAUCAACAGAUGGUAACUUCAUUGGAACUUCACCACUGAUGAGACAGAUCAGAUCAGAUUUUCUCCCUUUGGCAUCCCCCUCUGCGUCCGACCGAAGACACAAUAGAAUAGAAGCCCUGCCUCCACGCCAAAGGGCCCUAUAAAAAACCCCUCUCACACACCCUGACCACAAAACUCUCUGCUCCUCUCUCAAGAGCACACCUAGAGACACCACCCGAUCAAAUCAUGACUCCAAACAUUAUUAUCGAAGCUCAUUCCCACUCAUUGGGUUCUCGAAUGACUGUGGCUCAGAGAAAAGAGGCACAUGAAUUGAGAAAGACUCUCAAGCCAUUGAUGGAAAAAAGAAGGCGGGCUCGCAUUAACGAGAGCCUCAAUCACUUAAAAACACUUAUACUCCCUUUGGUCGGCAAAGACGCUUCACGCUAUUCAAAGCUGGAGAAAGCUGACAUUCUAGAAAUGACUGUGCGGUUCCUCAGAGAUCUGCCUUCCACAUCAGUUAAAGGUCAAACAGGCAGCUAUAAAGAAGGAUAUAAAGCCUGCUUGCAGCGCAUCUCUGCGAUUCUGCCGCAGUCUAACCUCGAAACAGAAACCCGUCAGCGCGUUAACGAGUUCAUCCACUCGAUGGUGUCUGCGACGUCCUCUUGCCAGAACUGCUGUGCUAAGAACUCCAGAAUGAUUUCACAAAUGCACCAGAGACUUGUGAGCUUGAGGAACAGCAACUCUGCAACGGAGAACCACUCCAUCAGUACCGCAUCAGCUCCCAGUCAACCUCAGCCUGUGCCACAAGCAGCUGUGGACAUGUGGAGACCCUGGUGACCAAACACGCAACAGAAGCCUUCGGGGAAAUUGUUUAUAAUUAACUCUGCAUAAUAUUUAUUUGUCAUAGUUGUUUUAUAGUUGAAAUGUUAAGCCUGUGAUGGAGAUUAUAUGUAAGGAAUUUAAGGAAAUGUCGCGGCUUUGUAAAUGAAAGAAAGCCAGCGAGCACAGAUCAUGCUGU
This is a messenger RNA of Cyprinus carpio (common carp), 997 nucleotides long. Its product is annotated as transcription factor HES-2-like. Gene Ontology annotation, molecular function: DNA-binding transcription factor activity, RNA polymerase II-specific; protein dimerization activity; RNA polymerase II cis-regulatory region sequence-specific DNA binding. Gene Ontology annotation, cellular component: nucleus. NCBI's taxonomy places the organism in Eukaryota, Metazoa, Chordata, Actinopteri, Cypriniformes, Cyprinidae. Gene Ontology annotation, biological process: anterior/posterior pattern specification; regulation of transcription by RNA polymerase II; regulation of neurogenesis. The record is from RefSeq and is a predicted model, not a curated record.